GAAGUGGAGCUGAAUAAACCUUGAGAAGAGUCUCCUUCAAUCUGCUGUUAGUAACUAACACACACACUCACACACCGAGACUCAAUUACUGCCCAAUUCCCUUCUUUAUCAUUCGUCCCCGACCUCUUUCAUAACCAAAACCGACCAAGGAAAAAAAGAGGCGAGAAGAAGACCGAGCCGAAGUGUUAGUUGAACUAAAAAACCACGCUGGAAAUAAGUAAAGUGUCGAAACUAAAAAAAGGUGUUACAGCAGUGAUGUCAAAGAGCUGAAGACACCUCUAACAAUAUGGAGUCUGGAGAGCGGCUGGUCUCCCCUGCGCCCACCCUGUCUGCUGCUCGCACCUCCUCCCCUGCGGCCUCUUCCUCAUCCUCAUCCUCUUCUUCUUCCUCUUCGUCAUCGCCUGCUCCGCACUCUAAGAGCAGCCUGGCCCCGAGCCCCUCAGCACUGGGAUCCACCCUCAGCGCCUCUGGCCGUCUGUUUGGAGCAGCAGGAGAGCAGCCCUUCAUUGGCUCCACAUUGUCAAGUGCCUUCCCUCUGGUCAACCACCCAGCAUUUGGAGCCCUCUACACUGCCGGAGCAGGCAGGCCGGAGUUUGGAGGCCUGGGCUCUCUAGGCAUGUCAGCUGCUCUGGCUGCCCAUCCCCAACUAGGAGCCCUCUCUGAGUGGUGGCGAGCUGCCGAAGCCCAUGGACGGGGAGCUGCUGCCUUUCUCCCCUCUUUCAUCGGCUUUCCCCCAUUCUUCGCCCCUCACAUUCAGUCCAAUCACAGCGCCAGUCCUGUUCCGAUCAGGAUGCCCGGCAAGAAUAGCCAUGCUGCACCUAAAGGGGUGAAUGGUGCAGUGAAUGGAAGUGGGGCCUGCCCUCCCGUCACACAAUCAGGGAGCUUUUCUGCGAGUCCGGCUCCUGUUCAGGCACCAACCAAGCCAACCAAAAAUUCAGACCCUGCUAAUAGCCAGCGUAGCAGCCCUCAGAACAAUCCCACAGAGAUGGUGGAAAAGACGACUCAGAAACCUAAAGAGAAGAAACCAAGGAAGAAGACAGCUGACACUUCUAUGGUGAGCAAUAGUGAGUCAGGCACAUCAUCAGACAGCUCAAGUGACGGGUCCCUCAGCAGUGAUCUGGAAGACCUAGCAGAGGAUGAUGAAGAUGAUGAUGACGAUGACGAGGACGACGAAGAAGAGGACAAACACAGCGAACUGUCUGACACAGAGAAGCGGACAAAGAAGAAAACAAAGGUUUUGAUACCCAGCACUGGAACUGCAAAGAAUGACAGACCACUCUCUGGGGAUGCCAACAGAAAGAAAGGCACCCAGGCCCAAAAGGUCCCCUCCAAUCCCCCGACCCUCGUGCCCUUACCCUGCUCUGUCUCUCCUCCCGCCUUGUCCCAAACCUCACCGCUGGCUCUUCACAGCUCCAGGUCCCGGACAGAGGGACCACAGCAACACUUUAGUGUGAUCCAGUCCACUGGCCUGGCUGCCAACUCAAAGCCCCUGGCACUCCUCACUCAACCCCGCAGGGAGUCGUCACCGUCUUCCUCCCCCAUAGCGCUCACCACAUCUCCAAAGGCACCGUCCAGCACCACUUCUCCCAAACCUCCCAAGCUGCUGCCCUCCAACUCCCCUCCGCACCUUCCCCUCUCCCUCUGCUCCUCCCCUAAGCCUCUCUCAGUUCCCUCUCCACCCCGCUCGACUCUCCCGAUGUCUACCUCCCCAAAACCUUUUGGUUUGACCUCAUCUUUAACAAGCUCCCAGAAGUCCUCACUGAAGCCACCAAAGCACUCUGUCUCUGGCACCGCCAAAUCCAACAAAAGGAAACUGUUGGAAGCUUCACUAGCGCAGAUCAGUGAGUUCAGGCUGCGACAGACUCUCAUGUCCCAAGGGCAGACGUUCCCAGCUGAGCUAAAGAAGCAGCAGCAGGGGCCAAACAAAUCUCCCAAGAGGACAUCUCUGUCUUCAUCGCCAUUGCCACCCGUCCCGCCUCCUCCACCCCAGAACAAUCACUCCAACCUCUUCCUCUCAAGUGCCCUGCUGGGGCUCCCUGAACCCCAUCACCCAAAUGGAGUCAUCCAAAGCACCACUCAGGACGCACCUUUGGCCCUCAUCUCCAAACCUCGCAAAGACUCUGCCUCUCAAGGCAAGUCCCCUCAGCGUGACGCUGAUGCUGGGUCGAUGCCUGUCAAUCUGAGCACAGGGGCAAACAGGACCCAGGCAGCCGGCCAGGCUGGGCCUCCGUCACAGCCCCCCACUACCUCACCCCAUGCUACAACAGGCCAUGGAUCCAGAAAGAACAAGACCGCCAAGGGGAAGGGACAGACACCAGGGCUAGGACAGGGACAGGGACAGGGACAAGCAGACCCUUUAGCUGCCUGGAAGGGCUUCUCUCAGAACCAUCUGGUACAGUCUCUAGUAGAUCUGUUUCGAGGUGGAGAGUCUGGGAUUGGGAUUCCUGGAGUUAGUAUCCCUGGAGUUGGAAUUCCUGGAGUGGGGAUCCCUGGGACAUGUAACCCCACAGCUGGUCUCCCAGCCAACAAGGAAUCUGAUGACUCAGGAGAUGAUGAUGAUGAGGAGGAUGACGAUCUUGAGGAGGAAGAGGAUGAAGAGGACUCAGAUGAUAGUCUGUCAGAGUCUGACACCAACUCGGACAGUGACAUCUCUGGGAAGAAGGUGAAGGAGUUAAAGCUGCUGCCAUCUGGAUCAUCUAAGAAGGAGAUGACUCCCCACAGGCUAACCAAAGGCCCAGAACUACUGAACACCUCAACGAAUCACACCGCCACCAGCUGCUCACCACUCAACCUCCAGGUCAUCAAGACUCCCACCAUUGCCACCAGCUCCAGUGCCUUGGCCUAUCACAGCUCUCCAGGCUCUUCCUCCUGUAGUCUAGCCUCUCCGUUAGGUUUAGGAAAGCGGAAGAGGGUGAUGGAUGAGAAGGAGUUGAUGAUACCUCUGGAGUUAGGGUGGCGAAGGGAAACUAGAAUCAAAUCGGUGGCUGGACGGCCGCAGGGCGAGGUGGCCUACUAUGCCCCCUGUGGCAAGAAACUGAGGCAGUACCCAGAUGUGAUGAAGUAUCUAUCCAGAAAUGGAAUAAGUGGCAUCACGCGUGAUAAUUUUAGCUUCAGUGCAAAGAUAAGGGUUGGUGACUUCUAUGAAGCCAGAGAAGGACCCCAGGGUUUACAGUGGAGCCUGUUGAAGGAGGAGGAGGUCAUACCUCGUAUUUUGGCAAUGGAAGGUCGAAGGGGUCGUCCCCCAAAUUCGGAGCGCCAGUUAGCAGGCGAAGGUGCCAAAGGUAACCGACGAAGGAAGGGACGACCCCCUAAUGUAGGCGAUCCACUGGCGCCUGAGGGCCCUAGUCCCAGUCAGGUCAAACUUCUGCGCAAACUAGAGGCUCAAGAAAUAGCCCGUCAGGCGGCACAGAUGAAACUGAUGAGAAAACUGGAAAAGCAGGCGCUGGCACGUGCAGCCAAAGAAGCUCGGAAACAGCAAGCUAUCAUGGCAGCAGAGGAGAGAAGGAAGCAGAAGGAACAGAUCAAGAUUCUCAAGCAGCAGGAAAAGAUCAAGCGUAUUCAGCAAAUUCGGAUGGAGAAGGAACUCAGAGCGCAGCAAAUUUUGGAGGCCAAACGGAAAAAGAAGGAAGAAGCCGCCAACGCCAAAAUACUGGAGGCUGAAAAGCGUAUAAAGGAGAAAGAGUUGAGGAGACAGCAAGCGGAGAUGCUCAAACAACAGGAGUUGGAGAGGCAUAGACUAGAUAUGGUAUGGGAGAGGGAAAGGAGGAGGCAACAUGUAAUGCUGAUGAAGGCUGUUGAGGCUCGCAAGAAAGCAGAGGAGCGUGAACGCUUGCGGCAGGAGAAAAGGGAUGAGAAGCGUCUGAACAAAGAGCGUAAACUGGAGCAACGGAGGCUGGAGCUGGAGAUAGCGAGGGAACUGAAGAAACCAAAUGAAGAUAUGUGUCUGUCUGAUCAUAAGGCUCUCCCUGACUUCUCCAGGAUUCCCGGACUCAUCCUACCAGGACGUGCCGUGUCGGACUGCCUGAUGCUCAUGCAGUUCUUGCGAGGCUUUGGAAAGGUUUUGGGACUCGAUGUGAACACGGAUGUGCCCACGCUGGGAAUGCUACAGGAGGGCUUGCUUAAUGUGGGGGACAGCAUGGGCCAAGUUCAAGACCUUCUGGUCAAACUGCUUUCUCUGGCAGUCUGUGAUCCCGGUUUGCCGCCUGGACAAAAGACAAAAACCAUGCUGGGGGACCACCUGACUAACGUUGGCAUCAACAGAGAUAAUGUCUCCGAGGUGCUACAGAUGUACAUGGGAGCCCAUUGUGCAAAUACAGAUCUGGCUCCUUUGGCUCUCAGUUUGAAGACAAAGGCCUUUCAGGCUCACACACCUGCUCAGAAGGCCUCAAUUCUGGGGUUCUUGGCUAACGAGCUGGCCUGCAGCAAAGCUGUCAUCAGUGAGAUUGACAAGAACUUGGAUCAGAUGGCAAAUAUGAGGAAAGACAAGAUCAUUAUGGAGGGAAAACUGAAGAAGUUGAGAACCAUUUAUGCCAAACGAACUGGAAAGAGGGAAGCCAGCAUGGGUGUGGAAGAGAACCAGUCUGUUGGCACUCCAUCCUCAGCCACCAAACGCAAGAGGAAACUGGGUGGAGACAGCGAAGAUGACGACGACGACGACGAUGACAGUGACGACCAACCGGAGGAAGAGGAGGAAGAGGAGGAGGAAGAAAUAAAGAAGGUUAAAAAAGUGGAGACAUAUGAUGAGGAUGAAGUUGACCACGCUACCAGUGUCGAGGAACUGGAGAAGCAAAUAGAAAAAAUGGCCAAGCAACAUCAUCAAACCAGAAGAAAGCUGUUUGAGAUAUCCCAUUCCCUACGCUCCAUGAUGUAUGGACAGGAUCGGUACCGCCGCCGAUACUGGGUACUGCCCCACUGUGGAGGGGUCUUCAUUGAAGCCAUGGAGAGUGGAGAAGCUCCAGAGGAACUGGAGGAGGAGCGACAGAGGAGGAGGAGAGCAGCAGAGGAGGUCAAGGUCAAAGAAGAACCUCAAGAGAUUGAGUUGCAGAAGGAGAAACCCACCAACCUCGAUGGGCAGAGCGUUCGAACACAGGACUUGGAGCAACAGAAAGAGGAGGAGAAGGAACACGAGGGGAAGAAAAACUCCCCAACCCUCUUCUACCAGCAACCAGGCUGUGUAACCAAGCUGUGCGCUCUCAGAGAAGUCAGCAAGGACAUUGGUAAAGAAUCUGUGAAGGCAGAAGACAAGGAGAGUCCCCAUGUGAGACAGAAUGGCAGUCCCCUAGGCACUCCUGUUACAACCACUGUGUCAACGUCCUCCCCCACUCACAAUACCCUCGAGCCUGCAACGGCGGCAGCAACAGCUCCCUCCAUGGUGACCGCUAACGACACAACAAACAUCCCUCCCCUGGCUUCAUCCUCUUUAUCUGCCCCGUGCCUGCCAGCUGCACGUGAAAGCCCAGGGAACACUCCUCCAACCUCAUCCCCGGCUCCAUCGCCACACCUUGCAUUCCAAGCGAACGACCAGCUGCUCAGAGUGCUAACAGAAAGGAGUGGGCACUGGUUCAGUCUGCUCCCUCGCAACCCUUGCGACCUCUCCUCCCUCACCACAACACCAUCAGGAGUGCCUCGUGUGUCUCCUCAGGCAUCCUCCACCCCAGCCAGACCCAGAUCCCCACCUCCAUCCCCUGCUCUCCCUCUCACCCCUUCUGCUGCCUCAGCCUCUGCCAGCCCACACCACCCAACUGGCAUCCUCAGCUACCCACUAUCCACCCUGCAGGUGAAGUCAGGUGGCUCUUUGCUAGGAGUUUCCUUCGCAAGCUGGCCCAGUGGAAUGAUAAGUCCCAGCCUGCCUCUGUGCAGCAGCCCUAGCCCCAUGCCAGGUCACUCUGUAGAGGGCAACACAGCAGCAAGUGUCUCCAGUAAAAGUGAAUCGCCUUUACCUCGCAUUGAGAAAACUUGCUCUAUGCCCUCUCCCGCCUUGGAGAUGCCCAAAUCCCUCGACCACGCCAUGCCACGACCCAUUCCGGAAGAGAUGCUGACAGGUUGGUGGCGGGUGUCUGACAUCGAAGAGCUCAGGGCUCUCGUCAAUGCUCUCCACAGCCGAGGAAUCAGAGAGAAGGCCCUCCAGAGACAAAUGCAGAAAUACAUGGAGAUCAUACCCCAGGUCUGCACCAAACACAGAGACGUGGCCAUGAUUGAGCUCCAUGAGUUGGAGGAGAGCCAGGUCAGUGUGGAGUCGGUGCGGGGCUGGUGUGUUGAGGAGCAAGCAAUGGAAAUGGACAUCGCUAUACUGCAGCAGGUUGAGGAACUGGAGAGGAAGGUCACCGCAGCCAGCCUGCAGGUUAAGGGCUGGACGUACCCGGACCCUCAGUCUGAGCGUGAGGACCUGGUGUACUACGAGCACAAGCCCCUGACCAAAUCCACGGCAUCGGCGACAAACACGGGAGACAAGGAAUCCAAGGAGCAUCUGGAGGAGCGGGGAGAGAAGGGCGGGGUGAUGCGUCACCCGGACAACCCGCUGGACAUUGCAGUGACACGUCUGGCUGAUCUGGAGCGCAACAUCGAGAGAAGGUACCUGAGGAGCCCCUUAGGUACCACCAUUCAGAUCAGGCUGGAUAAUGUGGGUACGGUCACUGUCCCUGCCCCCGCCCCAUCUACUAGUGCUGACAGGGAAGGCAGCGAGGAGGAGGUGGCCCACGGUAUGAAAGUGUGGAGGAAGGCCCUGAGCGAAGUGCGUAGCGCCGCCCAGCUGGCCAUGUGUAUCCAGCAACUGCAGAAGUCCAUUGCCUGGGAGAGGUCCAUAAUGAAAGUGUACUGUCAGAUGUGCAAGAAGGGGGAUAAUGAGGACCUCCUCCUGCUGUGUGAUGGCUGUGACAAAGGCUGCCACACUUACUGUCACAAACCCAAGAUCACCAGCAUCCCAGAAGGAGACUGGUACUGCCCAGCCUGCAUAUCCAAGGCAAGUGGCCCAUCCCCCAAAAGCAAAAAGCCUCCAGCCAAACCAGUAGCAUCUAGUGGGGGGAGUAGCAAGAAGGGCGGAGAGGCGAAGAAGAAUGGAAAGCAGGCCGGUAACGGGGAAGUGUCAGAGGAUGACUCGGCAAGUGCCAGCAGUACGCCCAAAAAAGGAGCAAAAGACACCAGCAGGAAGAGGAAAAUGGAGGAGAGUUCACCUGCUCUAACGGCAUCCAAUCAGGAGAGCCCUGGGUGUGUGAAGCGAGCCAAGACGGCUCGAGACAACAACAGGGACCUGGGAUUAUGCAGAGUACUCCUUGCUGAGUUGGAGCGGCAUCAGGAUGCAUGGCCUUUUCUCACACCUGUCAACCUGAAAUCGGUGCCCGGCUACAGGAAGGUCAUCAAGAAACCGAUGGACUUCUCCACCAUACGUGAGAAGCUUGUGAGCAGCCAGUAUCAAAACCUGGAGACGUUCAUCAUCGAUGUCAACUUGGUCUUUGAUAACUGUGAAAAAUUCAAUGAAGACAAUUCAGACAUUGGUCGAGCUGGUCAUAACAUGAGGAAGUUCUUUGAGAAGCGCUGGACUGAGCUUCUGAAACAAACAAACUAAAACAAAAAAAAAUAACACUUAAGAUUUAAAAAAAAAAAAGUCUGUUCAGACUCUUCCCCAAUACACCCAUUCAACUUUUCGUACUGGAGCACCAGGUGUUACUUUUUAUUUUGUGAUGGAGAACAUGGCUUUGCAGGAUGGUAGAAGAAGCAGAAGAAGAAGCCGACUCCUUAAUAAGGAACCUGUGGUGUGCUUAGGAAAGGUGUCACCUUGAAAAAUAAAAAGUUGUUUAGGUGCGCUGGAUUUAUUACAACAGGGAUAAAAGCCCCAAAGAGUCCCAGAGAAAUGGGGUGUCAUAGUGCAAUACCAUUCCCUGUCUCAGAACACUGCACUGAAUGAAUCCUCAAAAAUGUCACUGAUGUGUCUGCGCUAGAAUACUUUCCACUACUUGUAAAUAGUCUUUUUUUUUGUUUAUUUGGGUUUUUUUGUUCGUUUGUUAUUUAAUCGUAUUAUAGUGAAUGUAUUUAAUUUUGUAAUAAUUAUUUAUGAAUCAAGGUCCACUUCAUUUUCUAUGAAAAAGGAGGAAUCAGCCGAACUGCUUUGACUUCUGAAAAGGAAUGUGUUAUUGUGUUAUAAUUUUUUUUCUUUCUCUCUCUCCCAAAUAUCAAACGAAGCCAAGACAAAAAAAAAAAAGAAAAGAAAAAAAAGAAAAAAAAGAGCUGUUUACACUGUUCAGUGCUUUGGGGCAUCGGAGGACUGUAUUCAAUUGUUCGAUCUGUAAAACUGCAUUUAUUUACAGUAACUGCAGAGGAACAGUUAGGCUAUGGUGAUUCAUGUGUAUAUACUGUUUAUUAAUGUCUAUAUUAUGUCUUGUUUGGAACAAUGUGUAAAAAUUGUUUAAGAAUAUUAAGAUAUUGUUUAUGCCUUAGAAUGAUUGUAGCAUUCUAUUUUAGUGAACGUGAUGAAAACAUUAUCAUAAAUAUUGUUUGUACAGUAUAUACAUAUCCUCUGCAAACACUGUGGUAUCCUUAAUCUUGGUAGUGCCUACCCUUCCAACAGGGGCAUGUAGGGGAUGUUAUCGUUUUUAGUUUUCAUUCUUUAUGAUAAUUAUUUUUUUAUAUGAUUUCAAUCCAACAAGGCCUCCAAAGUUGGACAGUGACACAGAAAUCAUUCCUCCCCAUAAAUAAUAAUAACUAAAAAGAGAAAAAAAAAGGAACAACAAGCAUUCAGUUAUGCUUCCAUGAUACAUUUCCUCACAAUCUGCCACAAUACAAGGACCUAAGGCCAUUUUUAACCACUGUGUUGAACCUUGCUGUGUGUUGUGGCCUGAUGGAGGCAGCUAGAUUUUUUUGUACCCAAGUCAAAAGUACUUGAAGUUACUUUAUUUAAGAUAUUGUGGAAUAAAAGUAUCAUUCUUUUGUAGGAGCUUUAUUUUUCACUAGUGUGUGGCACGGACCUAUUAAAAGGAUGUUUUUCAACGUAA
Oreochromis niloticus (Nile tilapia) is the source of this 8984-nucleotide messenger RNA. RefSeq names its product bromodomain adjacent to zinc finger domain, 2Ba (gene baz2ba). Bases 287 to 7561 code for a protein of 2424 amino acids. Lineage: Eukaryota; Metazoa; Chordata; Actinopteri; Cichliformes; Cichlidae. The transcript has 38 exons. Gene Ontology annotation, cellular component: rDNA heterochromatin. The record is from RefSeq and is a predicted model, not a curated record. Gene Ontology annotation, molecular function: DNA binding; protein binding.